AUGCCUAAGCACGCUUUCUCGGCUGUCACGGUCCAGAUCGAUCGAUUGACAAGCGAGCAAUACGAGGAGAAUGAUGUCGGUGGUGUCGUUGAUCUCAUCGAGGUCAUUCGCAUCCAGGCAUCUGGUCCUACGGAAGCAGCACGAGCUCUGCGAAAGAAGCUCAAGUAUGGCAAUGUGCAUCGCCAGAUCCGCGCCCUUGUCAUAAUGGACGCUCUGAUUCAGAAUGCUGGAACCAGAUUCCAGAAAGCGUUCGCAGAUGAGCCACUUCUCGAGAGACUCCGCAUCCUGGCAAGGGACGACACAGUCGAUGCGGAAGUACGGCAGAAGGCCAACGUUUUGUUCCGAAGUUGGGCUGUCGCAUACAAGGGAACGCCUGGCCUUGAGCGGAUAGCUGCACUACACAAAGAACUUCCUCGUACCAAACGUCCUCAGCCACAACAAUCUCGGAUUGUGCGACAGCAAGAUGCCGAAGCUGCGCGCGAGCGUGAGGAGCAUUCGCAGUCUCCUCCUAGAAGCAGGCGACCGGAGCCACCCCAUACGUCAUCUUCACGGACGACCACACCUGUUGUACUCGGUGCUGGUACCCCUCUUCCAGCCACUUCGCUAUUCAAGAGGGAUAAGAAAGACAAGAAGAAGACCAAGGGGCAGCCGUUCAACCUCGAAAAGGAGAAGGGUCAGAUGCUUGAGACGAUGGCAUCGGCAAACGUCGCCAGUACGAAUCUGCUGAACGGCCUACAACUCAUCAACCGAGAGCAACAGCGUGUCAGUGAGAACGCAGAAGUUAUGCGACGCUUCGAGACGUGCAAGCAACUCCGUCGCCAGAUCUUGCGCUACAUUCACCUGGUCGAGUCUGAGCAGUACAUUGGCGGUCUUCUCAACGCCAACGAUGAGCUAGUCAAGGGCCUCAUGGCUUUCGAGCUUAUGGACAAGAGCAUCGACGACGACAGCGAUAGUGAUAACGAAGAGCGUAACGUGUCUGCUGCUGAAGCUGCGAUGGGUAAUAUGGGUCUGAAUGAGUCUGCCCCUCCGAAGCCGCCUAGGCCCACGAGCAUCCCCAUGCCUCCGCAGCGCGUCGAGCCAGACAGUGAGCCAGAGGAGGAUGAGGAUGACCCGUUCGGAGACAGUAACGCUGUCAAAACACCAUUCGCAGAGAAGGGCCAACCGACUUGGAGAGACGUCUAA
Alternaria metachromatica is the source of this 1182-nucleotide messenger RNA. RefSeq lists its product as uncharacterized. Gene Ontology annotation, cellular component: actin cortical patch. Bases 1 to 1182 code for a protein of 393 amino acids. Gene Ontology annotation, biological process: endocytosis; actin filament organization; actin cortical patch localization. Lineage: Eukaryota; Fungi; Ascomycota; Dothideomycetes; Pleosporales; Pleosporaceae. The transcript is spliced from 5 exons. The record is from RefSeq and is a predicted model, not a curated record. Gene Ontology annotation, molecular function: phosphatidylinositol binding; ubiquitin binding.